This is a messenger RNA of Schistosoma intercalatum, 8885 nucleotides long. NCBI's taxonomy places the organism in Eukaryota, Metazoa, Platyhelminthes, Trematoda, Strigeidida, Schistosomatidae. The record is from the annotation of a GenBank genome assembly.
CCUAAUCCCGCAUUAUUUGAACUUCGGGAGACAUGACCAAGUCCAGUGAUGGUAAAAAGGUUUCGAGUCAGUUGAACGAAACUGAGCAGAACUUCUUACGUGCAGCUCGUGCUGGAGAUCUGUCAAAAGUGGUAGAACUUUUGAACGCUGGUGUACACAUCAAUUUAUCCAACUCGAUUGGACUUACGGCACUUCAUUUAGCCUCAAAAGAAGGUUAUGUUCAUGUUGUCGAUGAGCUACUUCGACGUGGAGCAGAUUUCGAUGCUCCUACUAAGAAAGGAAAUACAGCACUUCAUAUCGCAAGUUUAGCUGGUCAUUUCGAAGUUGUCAAGCUACUUUUGGAUGCUGGUGCCAAUAUAAAUCGUCAGUCAGUUAUUGGAUUUACCCCAUUGUAUAUGGCUGCUCAAGAAAAUCAUCUUAAUGUAGUUGAUCUUCUACUUCAACGUGGUGCAAACCAAGCAUUAACUACUGAAGAUGGUUUCACUCCUCUAGCAGUAGCCUUACAACAAGGACAUGAUCGUGUUGUGGCACAUCUUCUGGAAAGAGAUUCACGUAGUCGAGGUGGCAUGCCAGCUCUACAUAUUGCAGCACGAAAAGAUGAUGCAAAUGCUGUGAGUUUGUUAUUGAACAAUGCAGAAGUUAAUGUGAAUCAUCAAUCUCAACCUGGUUUCACUCCACUACAUAUUGCUGCUCAUUAUGGUAACGUGACUGUAGCACGUGUACUUAUUGAACGUGGGGCAGAUGUAAACUUUCAAGCCAAGAAUAAUAUCACACCAUUACAUGUGGCUGCUAAAUGGGGUCGUGGUGGAAUGGUCCAACUACUUUUGAAUUCGAAUGCCUUAGUUGAUUGUCGUACACGUGAUGGUUUAACACCAUUACAUUGUGCUGCUAGAUCUGGUCAUGCAGAAUUAGCUUCACUGUUGAUGGGUGCUGGUGCAAAUCCUUCAGCUAAAACAAGGAAUGGAUUAACUCCAUUGCAUAUGGCAGCACAAGGUAAUAAUGAAGAAGUUGCUCGUGUAUUGAUUCUGCGUGGUGCUAGUGUAGCUGACAGAACAGGAGAUUCUUUGACCCCACUACAUGUGGCUGCUCAUUGUGGUAAUACAGAAGUGGCACGUGUACUCUUAGACAAUGGAUGUGAUGUGAAUGCACGUGCUUUGAAUGGUUUUACUCCAUUGCAUAUUGCUUGUAAGAAACAAAAAAUUCGAGUUAUUGAACUACUUCUUCAGUAUGGUGCACAAAUCAAUAUGACUACUGAAUCUGGCCUAUCUCCAUUACAUGUGGCAGCAUUUAUUGGUGGUCCAGAGAUUGUUCAGUUAUUAAUACAACAUGGUGCACAUGUGAAUCAAGCUACAAUGCGUUGUGAAACAGCAUUACAUUUAGCUGUACGUAAUCGACAAGUUAGUGUUGCUGAAACACUUAUCUAUCAUGGUGCAUCGGUAAAUGCUAAAGCUAGAGAUGAACAAACACCGUUGCAUGUGGCUUGUUUAACUGGGACACCAGAAUUAAUCAAUGUAUUGUUAUCAUGUAAAGCUAAUCCGAAUCUACCAGCUCGUGAUGGUUAUACAGCUUUACAUAUUGCAUCUAAAGAAGGUCGUCAUGAUUUGUUAGGUCAAUUGUUAGAAGCUGGUGCUGAUUUAAACGCUCGUACGAAGAAAGGUUUCACCGCUCUUCAUUUAGCCGCUAAACGUGGUCAAGUCAAAGUAGCUAAACAAUUAAUUCAAGCACAACCGAAAAGUGUUAACGCUAUCGGUCAGAAUGAUUUAACUCCUUUGCAUAUUGCUACACAUUAUAAUCGUUUACCUGUCGUACAAUUAUUAUUGGAUAAUAAUGCACAAGUAGAUUGUCGAGCUGGCAAUGGUUAUACGUCGUUACAUAUGGCAGCUAAACAAAAUCAUUUAGAUAUUGCUACACUUUUAUUGGCUCAUGAAUCUGACCAAAUUCAAAUCGCAAAUUCAUCAUCACGUAGUGGGUUUACACCAUUGCAUUUAGCUGCACAAGAAGGUCAUACUGAUAUGGUUUCAUUACUACUACAACAUGGAGCUGACCCAAAUCAUCAGUCGAAAAAUGGUCUUGCACCACUACAUUUAGCCGCUCAAGAAGAUCACGUGUCAGUGGCACAAAUUUUAAAAUCCGCUGGUGCUAAAGUUAGCCCUCUAACUAGAGCUGGUUACAGUCCGUUACAUACAGCAUGCCAUUUCGGACAAAUUAACAUGGUACGCUACUUAUUAGAUUUACCCGAUGCACCAGAUAUUAAUCAACGAACACAAAUGGGUUUUACUCCGUUACAUUUAGCUGCACAACAAUGUCAUUCACAAGUGGUUCGUUUACUCCUAGAAAUGGGUGCUGACAGUAAUGUUAGAAAUCAGCAAGGUCUGACACCAGCACAUAUAGCACGUAAACAGCAUUAUGUCACAAUAUUUGAUAUUUUAAAAACUGUCACUACAACUGUUGUCAGUUGGGAGGAGGAACAUGAAGAACUUGAUCAAACGCUAAUGUUAGAACAUCCAGAUUUUAUGCGUGAACAUCCAUUUACAGAAUUAGAUGAAGAUGGUGUUGCACCUUCACCAUCAAUUUCACAUCGGUUAUCAUCAUCUAAUAAGAAACUCAAAUCAAAUGAAGAUGAUAAUUAUUAUUCAUCUGAUGUUACUGAACAAAAGAGUCAUACUGGUCUGUUCAAUUCAGCUUUUGAUAGUACAAUAUUAGCUGAAACGGAGAAUGAUGAUAUUUGGGGGCAAUUGGAGUAUAUGCAUUCCACUUUGAGUCCUCAAGGUACACUUUCGGAUCGUAUAACUAGUCAAAAGGGUGAUGAGAAUACAAAUGAAUUUAUCGCUACUCAAACUAGUUCUGUCUUGGAAACUAUCUCCCCAAAAUCUGUGCAAAAUACUGAAGUUCAAAUGUUCGGAGAAAGUGGUCAACCUGAUGGUGAUUGGGAUUUGGAAGUAGACAAUAUGGCGGUUAUUAAGAAGCCAAUUAAUACAGGAUUUUUAGUUUCAUUCAUUGCGGAUGCUCGUGGAGGUCUAAUUCAAGCAAGACGUUAUCCUGAUCUUAGGAUAUUUAUUCCUCCAAAUGUUAUCAAUGGUCCACUUCGUAUUGUUUGUCGCCUAGUUCAUCCUGAUCGCAUGAAUUCACCACCAAUUAUGAAUGAUGGUGAUGGUUUAGCCUGUCGAUUACUUGAAAUCGGACCCGCUGGUAUACGAUUCGCUUCACCUAUUCUCUUUGAAAUACCACAUUAUGCUUUUUUAAAUGGGAAAAAUCGUGAGAUUGUUAUCCUCCGUUCAGAUAAUGGUGAAACAUGGAAAGAGCAUCCAUUGGAUGCUACAGACCAAGCUGUUCAAGACACUUUGAAUGGACAUUUUGAUUACGCUGGAUCAUUUGAAGAAUUACGUGCUAAGUCAAUACAUCGUAUUUUAACAUAUGAUCUACCACAAUAUUUUGCACUUAUUACACGUAUCAAGCAAGAAUUAAUUUUAAUUGGUCCAGAAGGUGGUACAUUAACAUCUACAGUUGUACCAGACGUACAUGUUCGUUUUCCUCAAGGUGCUUUACAAAAACGUAUACGUGUUGGUUUACAAGUACAUCCAGUUGAUCAUGAACUUGUAACAAGAAUGCUUGGUCCACGUGUCUCUGUAUCACCGAUUGUAACAAUUGAACCACGCAGACGUAAAUUUCAUAAACCAAUUACCUUGACUAUACCAUUACCAAAAACAGCUAUGUCAUCCUCUAGCGGUGUUGCUGACACUAAAUCUCGUUCAACUAUCGAUUCACCUAGUCUUCGAUUACUGUGCUCGAUUACGGGUGGGACAUCACCUGCUGUUUGGGAAGAUAUCACUGGCAGUUCUCCGUUAUCUGCGCACGAUCUUUCUGUUUCAUUUACAUCUACAGUGUCUGCAAGAUUGUGGCUCGUAGAUUGUCCUAAUAUUACUGAAGUUGUUGAAUUAGCCAGUCGUGUUUAUCAUGAAUCAUUGGCAGUGCCUUAUAUUGGGCAGUUUAUAGUGUAUGCUCGUAGAUUUCAUCCUGAAGAAGCUCAAUUACGUUGUCUUUGCCUUACUGAUGAUUCGGCAGAGAAAACACUUGAACUACAAGAAGGAUUUCAACUAAUAGCCACUGGACCAUGUAUUGAGGUUCUUGAUGAUCAUCCACAUUGGAUUGAAACAGCUGGUAACUUAGUACCUGUUGCUAAAACUGAAGAACAAUUACAAUUGGGAAUGCAUGCGUUCCGUGAGAAUCGUUUGAAUAUGAUUGUACGUGUGAAAGAUUUAUCACAGCCGGCUGUUGGAAAAUUAGCGUUUAUGCGUCAUCCUCGAGCUGUACUACAAUCUGCUGGGUCACCUGUAAAACCGGCAACAGUUCUAGAGGCUAAAUUACCAGACGAAUUUACUGAUUACAUGACUGAUGGUGUAUUAAAAACAACUGAUAUUGAUGAUAUGCCACCUUAUAUUCCAGAAUAUAAUCAAAAUGGUGGUCAAUACACCACAUACAAUGAAUCGUUGCCGCAAACAUGGUCAAAACAAGAUCAUUACGAUGAGCCAUUAGCUAAAUCUGAGCUUGAUUUACGACAAGUUGCUUAUCAUUUAAAAUCAGAUUGGAGAAUAUUAGCUCAAUGUUUAGGCUUGUCUGAUGAAGAUCAAUAUAAUAUUACCUCUUUGCCUAAUCGUCCUGAAGAAGAAUAUGCGUAUACUAGUUUAUUGUUGUGGCAAGAACGUAGUGGGAAUGAAUUAACUUCGGGUACGCAACUUGCCGAAGCACUACAAGCUAUCGGUCGUAAAGAUAUAUUGGAAUAUUGUAUGACUAACAUUUCGCCUGUAAUAACAGCUGAUGAACGGGUUACUGCUUUACGUUCAUUGAAUGCCGUUUCGCCCAAUUUAAAUAUUAAUCGUGAAAAUCGAUCUCAUUCAAAAGAUGGCAGUGGUGGUUUAAGUGAAUCAGUUGAUACGGGUUAUGGCACACAAACCGGAUCUACUACACUAAUACCAACAACACCAGUGAUUACAAAGACAAUUUCAUCAACAAUUCAUACACUACCCACUUCAAGCAAUGUAGAUAAUUCUAAACAAUCUGAGCAAGAAGUGGAGCAAGAAAUUAUACAACCAGUUACUGUGACCACUGGUCGAAUUUAUUCAGGGUCAUUACCAUAUGUGGGAAAAUCUAUUACUGAUGUUCCCGAAGACAAAUAUGAUGUAUUAAAAGGAGUUGAAAAUAUUCUGGUUGAUAGUCAACAUUCAUCGACUAUAGAAGAUGAUAAAAUAAAUUCCACUUCUACUGGACCUCCAGUCAAUGAAGAAAUAGUUGUCCCUACUCAAAUUAAUCGCACUGUUCAACUAAAUCGUACAGACGAUACGACUAAUAAUAGUAAUAAUAUUCAUAAACAAAUUGAAAAAGAUAGUGAUUUAUCAAACAUUUAUACAGAUGUCUCCAGUGAUGUGGAGUCAGAUUUAUCGCAGGCUACGGAAAAACACAUUUUCAUUAAACAGCACAAACAGUUAUUCAGUGAUUCAUUAUCUCAUCCUAACUGUGAGAAAUCGACUGACGAUUUACAGUCGAUAGUAAGUAAAUCACUCGUUGUUAAAGCAGAUAAUGAACAAGCUCCAGAUGAUCAUCAUUUUGAAUCAUGUGAACAAGAAAUUUGUGCACAUCACUAUCAAAGAUGUGGUGAACUUGAAGCUACAUGGGGUAAAGGUGCAGAUCAAGAUGUUCCACCUUACGAAACUAGUGGAUUUCAUGUAGAUAAAACACAUGAAAAACAAGUUUGUAAAACCGUAUUAGAUGAAUCAAAUGAAGAGGAGAUUUGUGCAUAUCACUAUCAAAGAUGUGGUGAACUUGAAGCUACAUGGGGUAAAGCUGCUGAUAAUAGUACUAACAAAGUAAAAAAUAGUGAAAAACAUGAAGAAAUGUUGUCUAUUGCACCGGGUAUUGUACCAUCUGAGCAGUCAGGGUGCACAUAUCAGUUGUCCGACGAAACCGAAACUACAUCAAGUAAACCUAAACCAGCAAAUACAUUUUCGAUUGAAGAUACAAUGCAGCAACUAUCAUCAUCAUCAUCGUCACAAGAGAAAUUAACAAAAACAAUCAUCAUUUCAAAACACACAAAAUCAGAUAAAGAUGACAAUAUUAUUCAAAAUAAUAUGGAAAAAGUCAUGAAAUCUAAUCAGAAUUAUUAUGAUCACUCAGAUAAACUAAACGAUGACAUUUAUGAAUUUUCUGAUAGAGUAAUUGCAAUACCACAAAUGGAUCCCGUCGAUUCGACAGAAAUACUAUUUGAUGAUACUUAUUAUAAUAAUAUGUUAGGUGAUUUACUACAGGGUCGUUCAACAUUAGAACCAUUGACACCUAUACCGGAAACAUCUGAAUAUUCGACAAGAUCAUCUGUCACUAGUAUAAAUCCAUCGAAAAGUUGGCAAAGUAGUGAUUUAAGUCCUUCGGAUUCGAUUGAAAUUCGUCCUGGUGGUGGUGCUGUCACUAAUGUAUCACGUCGUCUAUUGCAUCCAUUUUCUCAUUCAAAUCGUACAUCACAUGAAUCAUUUAGUGGUCCACAAAAAUCAUUCAAAAAUCCAGCUCUAUCUGUACAUAGUAUAUCAUCGAUUCAUUCUGAACCGGAUCGUAUUCGACGUUCAUAUGAAGCACAUUCUAUGGAAUCUCCAGGUCAGGAUUGUCAUAUGGAUUUGUCUAGUUCAUUACGUACACACAGUAGUCGUUCAUCAUCGUUAGCAGAAUUUUUGCGUUUGGAAACAUCUUGUGAUGGUAGUCGUGGUGAUCUGUGUAUCGAUGUUGAUAAUGAUGAUGAUAAACGACUUUGUGAACAUGAUCAAAAUUUACACGAUCUUAUUCAAAGUAUACAAGAGUUACAAAGACAACAUUUAGAUGAAUCAAUGGGUUUAAUUACACCACCCAGUGGUGAUGAGGAUAGCUCUAAUAGUCGCUUAGCUAUUGGCUCCAAUGAUAUUGAUCGUCAAAUAGGUGAAUCAAUUAGGAAUGCAGAAUUAGAAUCAUCGGUGUCAUUAUUAUCCGCUUCCUCUUUACCACAAGUUAAUACUACAUCUAAAUCAGAGAUGCAACAAUUACUACAACCAAUAUAUAUGAGUAGUUCUAGUUUAAACUCCUCGGCACCACAGCCAUCACCGCCAUCCACAACAACAGCAAAAUUGCCUGUGGGUAUCACCUGUAGAGUUAAUCAGUAUUUCUAAUAAUUAGUCUAUGACUGUUUAUUGAUCAAUCUGUAAAAUGUUUUAACCAUAAACUUUAUGUGUUAGGCUAACAAUGUGCUUGCUAUUUAUGGUUGUUGUAAUGUUUGACCUAUACAUACUAAUAUAUUUAGUAAAUUUUCUCUCUAUUCAUUUUCUUCAUCAUGUGAGUAAAUGACUUGAGGAAUAUUUAUACAAAUAUGGGUGUGGUACAUAGUAUAAAACCAUCCCGUUAACUGUUCAGUGUGUCGUGGAUAUAUAUAUACCAUAUUGUGUCAUUGUUUUCCUUUCUACGUUAUUUAAACCGUUUUCUUUUUUUCGAUUUGAAGUACUUUGUUGAAUAACUAUAGUUAUUACUUGCACUUAUAGUGUUAUAUGAUGGAACAUUUCGUAUUUAGUAGUAAUAACCAUAGCUUUAUUUAUAUUUAGAUAUAAAAAAGGUUUUGUGUGUUUACCUUUUCUGUUUCGAAUGAAUUUUUUUUUCUGAAAGAAAAACACAGCUGAACUUUGAAAUAAAACAAUAUUAUGGAAGGAAAAUAUCGUACAUUUGAAAUUUACUGUUAAAAAGCAAUAAAAACUACGUUUUUAUGUUGAUGAUCCUAUAUCAAAGAAUUUAUUCGUUCAGUUGUUGUGGAAUAGUUUUUAUAUAAAUAUAGUUUUACAGACGUGAACGCAUAUCACAGACUUGGACUAAAGACUGUUAUUUAUAAUCUAAUUUUUCAACAAGCCUUCCUGUGUAUUGUUCUUGUUUGUUUUUCCUGGUUGUGUACUUUCUCUGCUUGUUCAUAAUAAUAAAAAUACAACAAGUAAUUUUUUUUCAAUCCAAUCUUACAGUUAGUCGGCUUUUUUUGUUCUGAGCAUGUUUACUUGGAAGCAUUCUUUGUUUUUUGUCUGUCACCAAGUGGGGAAAAAACCUUGUAGAAAUUGUCACUGAAUUACGUAAUUCUAUGCACUUUCUCUAUUGUUUGUUGUUUUUACGUCACUAAAACAAAACAAAAAAAACCAAAAACUGACUCUGUAUUUUUUUUUUGUAUUAGUUGUAUCAGCUACAAUUGUUUUGUGUUUUUCUUAUUCGUUUGUUUUAUAAUAACGUUUUUCCGCAUGUGUAUUUUAUUUCCUUUCCUGUGUUUAUCUAUUAUUUGCAUGUUGCAAAUUCCUCAAUAACACAUUUGGUAUUAUUGCACAAUUAUUUUUUAAGAAUUUAGCUUUGUGCUUCGUUUAAAAAUUAAUUAACAAUUAUUAUCUUUAUUUACUUCCAGUCUUUAUAAAUUGUUCUGUUCGGUAAUACUACAGUAUAUAUGUGUUUAAUCCCUCUCCCUCUAUGUAUGCUACGCGUUAUCAUCAAUUGCUAUUGUAGUCAUUAAUACUAUCAUAAAUUGUAAUUUUUCCUACCUUCUGUAGUCGUAUGAUCAGGAUGCUUUUCUGUCCUCUUUACAUGAUGGAUUUAACUCCACGGACGUAAUUGUUUGUUUGUAUCGAGUUAAAAGUCUGAAAUUAACUCUUUCCUGGUCGAUAUAAAAAGCAAUAGUUUAUGGUAAUGUUAUUUUUCGAUAGAAUUCACCAUAGCUCGUCUAUGGAAAUGAAAACACUACUUUUCAUGCGUACCAUGAACUAGUGAAUGAGAAGACUGACUAGCACCUUAUUUUAUUCGUUUCCUGGAGUAUACUUGUGUUUUUUAAUAUGUUUUAAAUAAAGUAGUCUAUAUUA